CCACCCCAUGAAUCGGCGAAUUGUGUUCAUCGUUCGAUUGCCCGCCGCCUUGAGCAGAACACAUCAUGGCGUCGCUCCUGUCCGAGUUUGUCUUGGACAACUUCAUCAACAACUACGAGAAGGCCAAUGAGACAAUGUGGCGAAAGGAAGACCUGGACCACCGACUCCAGGAACGACAGUGGCGCGUCGACGACCUGCAGCGAGAACAGGAAUGGCGCGCCCACGACAUCCGCACCGACCGCAUCCACAAGAAACUCUCCAACGAGCAGCGGCAGGCAGACACGCGGGCCGAACACUUGUCGGCGAUCUCGGAAAUCUCAGCCGAGCUGAGCGGGUUUGCGCUCGUGUCGAUCAUCAACGUGAACCUUCCAGACGAUAUCGACCUGACGUUGCUAUGGGUGUAUGGUGUCACGUCAGCCCUUACGAUCUGCUGCAUGGUGCUGUCGUUGCUAGUGUGUACUUUCCUUAUGAUGGCCGUGACACGAUACUGCGCACACGACUUGGAAUUUGUCGUCAAGCGGCUCGACGAUGAAGACAUCGAUCGCAUCCAUCCGUUUGAGAGGUGGUGGGUGUCGAGGUGCGAAGUGGAUUGGCAACUCAGCUACUUACUGUUCCGAACAGGCGUGACACUGUUCUUGUUGGAACUGGCGAUUGUGUCGUGGGUCCAGUACAGCCAUUAUCGUGUCGCGUCCAUUAGCAUUACAUUUGUGUCGUUUGUGGGCUUGUUGGUGUGGCAUUCCCGCAUCUGGAGCAAGUGGAGGUACCUCAUGAGUCGUCCUGAAGUCGAUGUCAUUCCCAACGAAAAGACCCCGCUCAUGCGAAAAACGUAUUCAAGAGCCAAGUCGGCACUUCGGGUGCCGAAGACGAACGUCGAUUAACCAAACACUAGUAAUAUUGGUUGAAGUAUUAUAUAUGAUACAAAACAGCCGUGCAAGAAGCAUGGGCUUAACCCCCAAACCCGUACAAAGUACGGCCUUGACGCUUCAACGCAUACACAACGUCCAUGGCUGUCACGGUCUUUCGGCGAGCAUGUUCAGUGUACGUGACGGAAUCGCGGAUGACGUUUUCCAAGAACACCUUGAGCACGCCGCGGGUUUCUUCAUAGAUCAAGCCAGAGAUACGCUUGACACCGCCACGACGAGCUAGACGGCGGAUGGCGGGCUUGGUGAUCCCUUGGAUGUUGUCGCGAAGAACCUUGCGAUGGCGCUUGGCGCCGCCCUUGCCCAAACCUUUGCCUCCUUUGCCACGACCAGACAUGCUUGAUG
Aphanomyces astaci is the source of this 1265-nucleotide messenger RNA. RefSeq lists its product as hypothetical. Gene Ontology annotation, cellular component: membrane. The transcript has 4 exons. Gene Ontology annotation, biological process: store-operated calcium entry. Bases 66 to 878 code for a protein of 270 amino acids. NCBI's taxonomy places the organism in Eukaryota, Oomycota, Saprolegniomycetes, Saprolegniales, Verrucalvaceae. The record is from RefSeq and is a predicted model, not a curated record. Gene Ontology annotation, molecular function: store-operated calcium channel activity.